ACGCGACGUUGAGACUUGCUCAUGGCCGUGGGUUUUUGACGGGAUGGCUCUGUCUGAGCGUGGAUCGACAAUCUUGAUGGGGGAGUACAGAAAUCGUUGGUGGGGCACAGAAUUGCUGAACUCAACCAAAACCAUUGGAAGCGAAGAAAGGAAAAGAAAGACAUGGACAGCCAAAGCAGCAACACCUCCGACGAAGCUGGACUACAGAUCAAGCAGCUUGGAGACUUGGUCACACAGGCUUUUACAAAUCUGAAGCAUAAACAUGAAUCACAACGGACGACUAAUCGAGAAGCUGCAUUAGUCAAUGAUCAAGCUGUGAACUCGAAGGGAAUCCACUACGAUCGGCUGCAUUCGAGCCUCUUACCUCUGUUGAAAGAACAACUCACCACCAUCACAACCUUCCUAGAGCCGCGAGCCUUACGGAGAGAACCCGAGCCCAGACUCGGAAGGGUCUUGGAGCUCUUGCCCGAACUGGAUUCCAGGAUCUCUCAGCUCGACUCUGCCGUCCGGAUCCUCUGUCCAGAAAGGUUGUUUAUCGAGAACCAAAGGGAUGACCAUGACCUCAAGGAAUUCAAGAGGUUUAGACUGAUCGACCUGGAGGAGUCGUUUCAUCAGCUGCAUCGGGACAUCUGUUCAUUCCUUAAUACGGCCUCUGAACAUAUCCAACAAAUGGAACUCUCGACUGUUAGAUUGGUAGUACUAGAUGGACCGGAUGAUGAAGUAAACGAUCUUCAAGCAGCAUCCCAACAAGCAUUCCAUUCGAUCGACUACAUGAUCAAACACUUCGAAGGUUCCGAGUUGGAUGUUGCAGAAGAUCGUAGGGCAUAUGCAGUAGCUGAUAUCGAUCAGUUACUAAAGAAUACCCUUAGCAUCGUCACUCCAAAUGCUCCAAAAUCUAGUCCCUCACAGAGAAAAUUGAUGUGCCCACGAGCCAUCCAACUCACUCUGCUCAUCAUACCAAUCAUCAAACUCUUCAAACUAUUCUUCAAGAAAUUAUCGAAAGAUGGGCUGAACAUGAAUCCGAAAAGGCUCAAGCUACCCAAAUUUAGGCAGAUGAAUUCUAUUCAACUCGACUCAUUAUCUCGAUCAGCUGGAAUGAUCCAUGGUGGACUCAGCAGUCUUGUGCAUCUCCUGACCCAAGCUGAUCCGGCGACUUUAGAAGGGCCUUGCAGUGCCCCCAGGUAUCUAUUUUUCGCCGGGGUAGUCGAACGUCUUCCUCCGAACUUCGAACCCGCCUUGCUUUCUGUCGUCCUCCAUCUCAUCCCCUUGAUCGACGAUCCGUCUGAUCAGAACUAGUACUACCAGAAUUGGUUCAUCACUUGGAACAUCCUCAUCAAUACUGCUAUCCAUAACUUCCUUCAACUCGCUAGAAAUCUUUACUAAUCAACUAGCAGAGUUCCUCAAUUUCCUUUCACUUCCUGACUGCAUUCAAAUUUGUUUCGUUUGCCUUAUUUGUGUAAAUAUUCAAGCAAAUGUUCAUAAAUACAUCAGAUUGUCAAAUUGUGCUUGAG
This is a messenger RNA of Puccinia graminis f. sp. tritici CRL 75-36-700-3, 1511 nucleotides long. RefSeq lists its product as uncharacterized. NCBI's taxonomy places the organism in Eukaryota, Fungi, Basidiomycota, Pucciniomycetes, Pucciniales, Pucciniaceae. Bases 163 to 1296 code for a protein of 377 amino acids. The record is from RefSeq and is a predicted model, not a curated record. The transcript has 3 exons.